Molecule: messenger RNA, 363 nt
Organism: Symbiodinium natans
Lineage: Eukaryota; Dinophyceae; Suessiales; Symbiodiniaceae
Source: the annotation of a GenBank genome assembly
AUGGGGUUGGAAAUGCUCGGACUAUUUGGGAUUUUUUGGUUAGGGUUUAGCGUUCACCCGCCAUACGACGAGGAGCUGGAUGAUGAGGCAUUGAAAUCUGGCUUGGUGGCUGCCCUGGCUCCUGGAAUGGCUCCGACGACCCUGCCGAUUCCUGCUUUUGUGCGGCCGAAGCCGAAAGUGGUUCCUGCGCGGUUUCAUGUGCCAGUUGCAGUACCAGCACGAGCACCACCAGCACAGGCGUCAGCAGCAGCAGCACCACCAGCACCACCAGCACCACCAGCACAGGUGCCAGCAGCAGCACCACCAGCAGCGGUGCCACCAGCAGCUCAGCCUUUGUUAUUCAAAAUUCUGACCUUGUUUUAG